AUGGCGAGCUCACCCAUUCUCGUGCUCUUACCUCUCCUUCUUGUUCUGCCGUUCUUGGCAUCUCUAGGUUUUGCGGAUGCCAACGUUGCCUCAACCAGCCUCGUCUCGACCGGGACAAUAUGCAAUUCCACUCCAUACCCUUCCAUUUGCAGAUCCAACCUGCCAAGCAAUGAUACCGGCGACAUCUACUACUACGGCCGCGCUGCUAUGCACAAGUCCCUCUUGCAGGCCCGCAAGUUCCUGGCCCUGGUCGACAAGUACCUUACCCGGCAGGCCUCCCUAACGAUAUCCACUGUCCGCGCCCUUGAGGACUGCCAUCUCCUUGCCUCACUCAACGUCGAGUUCCUCCUCAACUCCUUCCAGGCCGUCAACGCAACGAGCUCGGCCCUCCCGAUGCUCAAGGCUGACGAUGUUCAAACCCUACUUAGUGCAAUUUUGACCAAUGGGAUGACGUGCCUCGAUGGCCUCCAGUCGACUGCCUCAGCAUGGAGCGUGAAAAACAGCCUCUCCGUCCCGCUUGCCAACGAUACCAAGCUGUAUAGCGUCUCACUUGCGCUCUACACAAGGGCCUGGGUCCCGACGAAGAAGAAGAAGGGCAAGGGCAGUGCCGGCGCAUGGCAGCCAAAGAGCCGGCAGCUGCCGUUCCAGAAUGGACACAUGUCAUUCAUGAUGUCGAGUCGAACGCGACAAAUUUAUGACUCGGUGACAAGGAGGACGCUCCUUCAGUCGAGCGAGGAUGAUCCGGUCAUGGUUAGCGACAUCGUGGUGGUAAGCCAAGAUGGGACCUGGAACUUCACAACUAUUAAUGACGCGGUCAUGGCAGCUCCAAAUAACACUGACGGCACAAACGGGUACUUCUUAAUAUAUGUGACCGCCGGCGUUUACGAGGAGUAUGUGUCCAUUGCCAAUAACAAGAGGUAUCUCAUGAUGAUCGGAGAUGGCAUCAACCAGACAGUGAUCACCGGCAACCGGAGCGUGGCCGAUGGUUGGACCACGUUUAGCUCCGCAACAUUUGCCGUGGUAGCACCAAAUUUUGUGGCAGUAAACAUAACCUUCCGGAACACAGCUGGAGCACAGAAGUUCCAGGCCGUAGCCGUCCGUAGUGCAGCUGACCUGUCGGUGUUCUUCAGUUGCAGCUUCGAGGCGUACCAAGACACUCUUUACACACACUCUUUGAGGCAGUUUUAUCGAGAGUGCGAUGUUUAUGGCACGGUCGACUUCAUCUUUGGCAAUGCAGCCGUCGUCUUCCAGAACUGCAACCUCUACCCUCGCCUCCCGAUAAGCGGCCAGUCCAACAUGAUCACCGCCCAGGGGCGGACGGACGUGAACCAAAACACCGGCACGUCCAUUCACAAUUGCACCAUCCGAGCAGCCGACGACCUGGCCUCAAGCAAUACCUCUGUGCAGACAUAUCUAGGUAGGCCUUGGAAGCAGUACUCGAGGACAGUGUACAUGCAAAGUUUCAUGGAUAGUUUGAUAAAUCCCGCCGGAUGGCAAAUCUGGGAUGGCGACUUCGCGCUAGCUACUCUAUAUUAUGCCGAGUAUAACAAUACCGGGCCCGGAUCGAACACCACGAACCGAGUCACGUGGCCUGGGUACCACGUGAUCAACGCCACGGAUGCAGCAAACUUCACGGUGUCGAGCUUCUUGCUCGGGGACAACUGGUUGCCUCAGACGGGCGUGCCUUAUACGAGCGAGUUGAUAUAA
Eucalyptus grandis is the source of this 1707-nucleotide messenger RNA. RefSeq names its product probable pectinesterase/pectinesterase inhibitor 41. NCBI's taxonomy places the organism in Eukaryota, Viridiplantae, Streptophyta, Magnoliopsida, Myrtales, Myrtaceae. The coding region runs from base 1 to 1707 and encodes 568 amino acids. The record is from RefSeq and is a predicted model, not a curated record. The transcript has 2 exons. Gene Ontology annotation, molecular function: pectinesterase inhibitor activity; pectinesterase activity. Gene Ontology annotation, biological process: cell wall modification.